AUGUUUGGGAACAGUUUGCUUUGCAUUGGAGAACUCUACAAGACUCAAGAACAACUAGUGUUUGUUGGACUUGUGCCCAAAUACUUCGGGGUAAAGUCAUGUCAGCCUGGUCAUUUGGAAAGAACUGUCAGCAUGGAAGAUCACGAGAUCAGCUAUAGUGAGGGAGAACAGCAAAUAUCUCCUCUAGUGUUUCUAGAGGAGGAAGAAGAUGCAGCUGGUCAGCUUCCUAACAUUGAAGAACACUGGGAAGAAUAUGAGCUGGAAGAAGAGCUGGAUGAUGGUGGCAAGAUGGAAAACAAGGACACUUCUGAAGAUGUUGGAGACCAGUCUGAUUCUAGCACCUCAGAACACUCUCUGGACAAUAUUGGUAACAUUAGGCCUCUGAAGUCUGCAGACAGAAUUCUCAUAACAGCCUUACAGAGAAACCUCCAAUUGCUCAAUGACAUGGUCAGGGAAAAGGAACUGGCAGUCCAAAAAACCAGUGACACGCUGAGUGCCUGUCGGCUGCAGAGCAAGAUGCUGGCAAAGCAGCUGGAUCAUGUAGACAUGGAAAUAGAGAGAGUGGAGGAGCCUGGCAAUGUUGCAGCUGUGUCCCGCCUGCAGGCCAUGAGCAGCCGAUUGUUCACUGAACUGGAGAGAGAGAAGGAGCUGGAGCUGAGACUUGCUCUGAUAUUAAAACAAAACUUGGUUGACCUGUGGCAGAUAGAAACUGAGCAGGGAAAAUACGACAUCCUCUGUGAACAACUUCAAAAAGACGAGGAGGAGCUACAGAUGCAAUACCAGGAGGAGAGAGAAGUGAAGAUUUGGAAGGAAAAAAUAACAGCCCUGCAAGCAGAAGGAACACAUCAGACUCGAGAGAAAAGAGAGGAGGAAGCCUGGAGAGAAUGUGAAGAAAGAAAUAAAAAACUUCUUGAGAAUGCCAAAAGGAACCAUGAGAAAGCAGUCUGUUUCCUGAGGCAAAGUAUGGCAAGAAUUUGUGAAAAAAAUGCAAAGGAAGAAGUGAAAGCUCAGGAGCAUAUGGAGAGAAGGAUACAAGCUGUGCUUUCCCUGAAAACCAGCAUCACUUCCAACAGGGAAAGGCUCCAAAGUCUCCAGAUUUUGAACAAAGCAAAGGCCUUGGAAGCAAAGAAGGAGGAGAUGAAAAUGAGGGAGGCCAUCCUAGCAGAAGGAAGCAAUGUUAUCAGGGAAAUUUUUCUCCAUAAACAACAGCAAGAACAUGAAAAAAAGAAAGAAGCUUUUAGAGAACUGCAGAAGUCAAGAAAAAUGGAGAUUGUGUCUCAAAUUUUGCAAGAAAGAGCUUCUAUUCACAAGCAGAGAAAAAGUCAGUCCCCUACUAAGGCAAUUAUGGCUCAUGGUAAACUUGAGGAUCCUUUCCUGCAGAGGGGGGAAGCCUGGCAAAGUGAGGAGACCUGCAAACAUGCAGAUGGGGAAAUAUCACAGUCGUGGCACUCUCCAUCAGUUUGUUCCUUGGCUGGGGAGGAAACUGCUCCCCAGGGAGAGAGUUCUGAGGACAUACCCCAGCAUGUGCUCUGGGAAAGUGGUGAUGAGGACAGAGAGAGGGACAAGACGCUCCUGGUACCAGAGUUCCCAGGACUUUGGAGUCAAGAAUAUGACUUGCACGAGGUGCCCAAAGCAGAAGAUCCAAUACAGUUGGCUAUAAGGGCAAUGAUGAAACAAAUAGCUGAGAAAAAAACGGAGAAACUCCAAACUGGAAUUCUUCAUAAGCAAACUGUGCCUGGCCAGGAACAUAAGAGCUGUGCUUUCCACAGCAAACCCAGCUGCAUUCAUUUCAAGGAUUUUGAUGUUGGUCAAAUCUACAAAAAGAAGAUAGUUUUGACAAAUGCAUCCUACAGUGCUAAUUACUGCAGGCUGGUGGGAAUCAGUGAAUGUCUCAAGGACUUCAUUAGUGUUCAUUUUGACCCACCUGGCAAAAUGUCUUCUGGGAUGUCCUGUGAAUUCCUAGUAACAUUUAAGCCAAUGAUAAAUGAAGGACUGGAAGGAGCAGUCAUAUUUAUGGCCCAGACAGGUUCUUUUUCUGUUCCACUGAAAUGUACAGUCAAGACCUGCAUUCUGGCUCUGGAUAAAGAGCUCAUUGACUUUGGCAGCCUUGUGGUGGGAGAGACAAUUUCACGGACCAUCAGCCUGACAAACAGCGGGGCUUUGGGAACCAGAUUCAAAGUUCAGACGUCAGCAGGUGCUACAAGUACCCUCAGAGCAACAGUAAAAGCUGCUCCUGCAAGAGUGGUGGGUUCAAAAGCACUUCCCUAAAGGAAGCAACUUGGUCAAGGAGAACUAAAUACCAGAUCAGAUCUGGACACAGAUAAUGCAGAUAAUUUAUUGGAGUUUUUUCCUGAAGAAAUACCAAUUGAAAUUAUGCUUGGAAAGGUGACUGAGGGUGAGAUUGGACCCUUCAGCUUAGUGAAAAUCCCAGUCCUGUUUGUCCCAGCUGUCCCUGGGGAUGUGAGGGCAGAGUUUGUGAUCGUGUUUGACAACCCAAACUGCAAACCACUGAGCUUCAGUGCCAUUGGAGUUUCUGUAGAUGUGCCCAUCUGGGUGCCCCAGCCCAGCGUGGACUUCAGAAUCUGCCUGUAUGAGCGGCUGUACCAGGACAGCGUUGAGGUGUGUAGCAGAGCAACAACCAAGCUGCGUUUGAAGUUUGAGGUAUGCAGAGAAUUGAGCAAGCACAUGGAACUGCUUCCGAAAACAGGCUACAUCCAGGCUCAGUCAUCCUUCAGUGCACAGCUCAAGUUCCUGCCCAGGAAGUCUCUUCCUGAAGAUGCAGGGAGGUAUUUCAAUGCAGAGACAGGAAUCCUGGAGGUUCCAGUGACAAUCCUCAUCGUGAACAAGGCUAAAAAAGUUAAUUUUACUGUCCAUGCCAUUGUUACUACUUCUGAUUUGGAAAUCAGCCCAGAACAGAUCAACUUUGGAUACUGCACAAUCUAUGAAGCUGUGCAAGCAAAUGUCAUCUUAACAAACAAAUCCAUCUUGCCCCAGGAGUUUGGAUUUGUGGGACUGCCAGAGUUUGUUGAAGUUCAGCCCAACAAUGGAUUUGGAAUUAUUCUUCCCCUGGAAAGCCUGACACUGGACAUAAUCUUUAAAGCCACCAAGGCAAAAGAGUACAGCUUUGAGCUCUCCUGCAGGACAGAGAUCAACAGACAAUUCAAGCUGUCAUGCAAAGCAGUUGGAGUCCACCCACCUCUUGAAUUGUCUCAUUCCUUGGUUCAGUUUGCUGCUACAGUCCUGAACUCUGCGUCUUCAGCCACCCUGGAUGUGCUUAAUUCCCACGUGGACAGGAACCCCCUCACUCACCCUGUCCCAUGGAUUGGCAGUGGGAACCCUGUCCCAGUUGGCCCCACUUGCUUUGAAUUCCAUGUGCCCCAAGACUGUCCUGUGACCAUUACACCUUCUGUGGGAACUGUGCUGCCUGGGCAGAAAAGCUCCAUCCGAGUAUCCUUCAGCCCGGUGCUGUCAGAUCAGCAAAUCAGGGAGGAGGCAGCAUGGAGGCUCAGCACAGCAGCUGUGCCAGAGGCAGGAGCACAAGUAAGGAAUAGGAAAGAUUCAAAGAAAGAGCGAAAAAAAUCAAGCAUUUCCAUUCCCAGAGGAAAGGCUGGAAGCAGGAAAUGCCUGGCUGCUGUAAAUAGCCCUAAAGAGACAGAACCUGAAGAGUUAAAGCCCAAUUCUGAUGUUUAUAGAGCAGCCCAGUUUUCCCUGACAAAGAGUUUCAGAGGGAGUUUUAACAAAUACAUCAUCCCAUGCUUUGUUGCAAGUGGCCACACCACUGGAGAGGAGGGCCCUGGGAACUUAACCUGCAGCCCUCACAACACCUUGUACCUGGAGCUGCACUGCCCUGCUGUACCCCCACCUGUUCUGAUCACUUCCGACUCCGGGAUCAAUGCGGCCAACUUUGGGGACGUUUCUGUAGGCCACAGAAUGAUGAAAAGAAUUACAAUAGAAAACAUCUCCCCACAGAAGCUGGAACUGGGAUUCUCAGUUCUGAAUCCCAGUGGCCCUUUCCUGUUGGUCAGAGCUGUUGGAACGCUUGAGCCAGGUGAAAAGAAACCCCUCAUCAUAUCUUUUUGUCCAAGUGAGGAUAAAUGGUUCUUGGAAACUCUGGACAUCCAGGUGGGAAAGACCAACCUCACCCUCCACCUCUCCGGGCAUGGGGUGGUGCCAAGCACUGAGUGCUCCGUGGGAGAGGUGCUGGACAUGGGAUACAUCAUGGCCAGAGACACGGUGACUGCCACAGUCAAGAUAGAGAACACUUCCAACCUGACCCUGCUGUUCUCUGUACAACUGGAGUCGCUCUCACCAACAUGGGACAGAGACAGGCAGAAAAUUCCAUCCUUUCUUACAUCUUCUAUGCAGAGAACAGAGAUUGUUGGAACACAGAACUAUAAUGGCUCCAGUGUGUUCAGUGUCUCUCCAACAGAAGGAAAAAUUGAGGCUGGGAAGACCCAGGAUUUUGUUGUUACUUUUAGUCCUGAUCAUGAAAGUCUCUACUACUCUGACUGUCUUAAGGUUCUGCUCUUUGGGAAGCAAACAGCCCACAAGAUCCACCUGAAGGGUGCAGCCCGGGAUCACCUCAUGUUUGUGGAGGGGGGAGUGCCCCUGGAUGUACCCAUGGAGUCCUUGGCUGUGACCUCAUCUGUGGCACCACAGGAAGGAGGUAAAGAAAGGCCACAAGAAGCAGUGAGGUCUCUUCUCCUGCUCCUGGAGUACAUGGAGAGCUCAGCAGAGCCAGCCAGGGCAGAGAUCACCAUUGGCACCAUGCAAAGUCCUCUGCUGGCAGCCAAGAAGGCCGUGGAGUUCAGCCUGGACAGCGGCCCGGAGCUACAGCAGGCGGGGUUCACGCUGGACGGUACGAGGGGAGCCCUGGAGCGCGGGCAGCUGCAGCAUAUCAGCGUCUCAUGGAUGCCACCUGCCGACCUGCAGACCAGUGACCCCCCGCUUGUGUCAGCCCUCCUUACUGUAAAAGGUGACAUUACAGAAUCCUACCGAGUCCUGUUCAUGGCAAGAAUUGUGUCUGCACCUGCUCCCACUGAAUGA
This is a messenger RNA of Pseudopodoces humilis (Tibetan ground-tit), 5046 nucleotides long. The record is from RefSeq and is a predicted model, not a curated record. Lineage: Eukaryota; Metazoa; Chordata; Aves; Passeriformes; Paridae.